Molecule: messenger RNA, 4074 nt
Organism: Agrilus planipennis (emerald ash borer)
Lineage: Eukaryota; Metazoa; Arthropoda; Insecta; Coleoptera; Buprestidae
Gene: Tsc1
Product: hamartin
Exons: 23
Coding region: 280-3666 (1128 amino acids)
Biological process (GO): negative regulation of cell population proliferation; negative regulation of TOR signaling; regulation of cell cycle
Cellular component (GO): TSC1-TSC2 complex
Source: RefSeq, a predicted model, not a curated record
AAUAUAUAAUAAUUUUCUGUCAUUUAAUAAUAUGUGAAUAUAAACGAUGUGAACGAUGUCUAUGAUCAGUUAAGUUGAAUCAGAUGAAAAAAACUAUUUUUAAGGUUACAUCAGAUUGUGUCCUGGUAGGAUAUCAGUUCAUGAAAAAACAUGUACCUGAAAUGAAUGUUAUAAGGACUGAAAUGGUCUCGAGAGGCAGAAAAAAAAACGUCACCUAUUUUUGUAUAUGACAUACCUACUUGACUUCAAUUUUGCUGCUAAGUACAAGUCCUUUCUAAUAUGAAAAUGGCUGAGUGGUUUAUGCAAUUAGAUUCAAAUGAUCCCCAAAUGGUAGAAGAAGUAAAACAAAAAUUUCAUGAACAAUUUAAUAUAGUGCAAGACUCCUGGUUAUUAAAUGGAUUAUACGACUAUUAUUUAAAUUCAAAUUCAGCACGCAGUAUGGAAAUUCUUGUAAAUGUUAAAGAACCUCAUCAUAAUUAUUUAUUUGCCAAAAUAUCAGAUUCUAUUCGAGGCUCAAAAACCGACACUAAGGUACAAGCUUUAACAUUAUUGGGACAUGUUUUAAGGAAACAGCCACCAUGGUUAUUUAAAAUCACUGAGCAUCAACUUUUAAGAGACCUCUUAAAAUUGCUUAAGACUGAAACAGAUAUUGUUUUACUAUUAAGUGCUUUAUUAGUGCUCAUAGUUCUUCUACCUAUUGUUCCAGCCCUUAUGGGUCAAUAUCUACAAGAUGUUUUCGAAAUAUUUAGCCGAUUAGCAGCCUGGAACAAUAUUAGUCCUAUAAAAUUGGUGGAAGAUCAGUUGGUACACAUGCAGGUGGCCCAUUAUGCACUUUUUCAAAGGCUGUAUGGAAUGUAUCCCUGUAAUUUUCUAGCAUAUUUACGAAAUCAGUACAGGAACAAAGACCAAAUUCCUAUUUUUAUGCAUACAAUCAAGCCAAUGCUAGAUACAGUUAAAAUGCACCCAUGUCUAGUAACUGCCUCAAAAGAUAAGGAAACAACAACAGACAGAUGGAAAUGUAUGGAAGCCCACGACGUUAUAGUGGAGUGCGAACGGUUAUCUUUAGACGUUUCCGAUAGAUGUUCUCAAGAUUCAUGUUACUCAGCAACCACAUACAGAUCCAGAUCAGGCACAAUAAAUUCAGGCUCAGGGGGAUAUGACAGUGCGUUCCAAUUUUCGUUAAAAAAUACUCCAAUAGCAAGUCUUAUAAAUGAACAGAAAGAUUUCUUCAGUCCAAGUUUAGUUUUUCAACCGCAGACACCCCCCCUUCCAGACUCUACAUCCGGAAACGUUUCACUUAAUCAGGGUGCGGGGCAAAGCUUGGUCGUGAGUAUUGGGCCUUCUAAAGAGGGAUCAUCACCGCCAGAAGCAGCCAUAGAGGCGACUCCAGAAACUACGCCUAUCAAGGACGUUAGGAUGCGCCACACAGCAUCUCUGCCGCAAAAUUCAAACGUUGUACGUGCUUUAAAUUCCUUCGGCACCAAGACCAGAUCAAUGGGAUCAUCGAGCACUACUCCCAGUCAUUCGCAACCUUCGUCGCCUAUGAGAAAGGAAACAUCCCCGUUCAACUUUGACGGUCGUCACUCGGCAUUCGGACACCCAAAAAAGGACCACGCUGUGAUGAAGGUGCAGAAGCUUAUGCACGAACGAAACGUGGGCAUGAUUGAUAGCACCUUGGAAUCGGCUGUAGCACGAAAAACACCCACGAGUCCUCUAAGGUUUAUUCCUUCAGUAAGUGACAAUAACUUUUUCAGUAACGUCAACCAAAGAAUCGAGUCACCCAUUAGCGUAGAAGAUGAAGAAGUUCUGGAAAUUGUUCAGCAGGGAAAAAUGGAAAAUUUUCCUGGGCUGAGACAAUGCGACAGCGUUUUACAAGAAGUUGAAGGCUGUAAAAUAAAUGAAGAAGACUUGGAAGAGCAGGAACAUGGAUCUCCGUGCACGGAAGGGGGGUUACAUAUGGCCGAUUCUCGAUCCAUGAACAUACUCAUUAAACGUUUGCGUUAUCACAGCCAGUGCGGCCCGGACAGGGAUCUCCCGGAAAUAUCGACCGAAAGUAGCCCCGGAAAAUUUAAUGCUUCAUACCCGAACAAUGCAGUAGUGCGUCGAGCAAAUUCCUGUCCAGAAAUGAAAAAAAGCCAAUCUGUUCCUACGAAAGAGAGUAUAAGUAAAACACUAUUGGAAGCAGACGAAGAGGUAGCUGGAAAAGAUAAUCAGAAUGAUGCAGUUUCCCUUACUAAUGGAUUAUGCCUAAAAGAAGAAAAGCGCCAAUUGGCGAUAGCCGAGACUCAGACGGAAAAUUUUUGGCCUAUGCCAUACGAACACUUGUUUCUUGGCAUUUUCCCUUUACUCGAAGGCAACGCUGAUGUUAAAAUCAGCCCCACACCCAGUCCCGCACCUUACAAUGUACAACAAGAUAAGUCUUCGACUGCAUCUCCUUAUGAGAUUUUAGAUAGGUAUUUAGAAGUAGCUAUUAAUAGUAACAGUAACGACAGAGACGUCGUUCGUCACCUUAGGGAGCAGCUGCAGUUACUACAUCAACAAUUGCUCUUUGAAAGGCAUCGACGCGAAACACACGCGCUCAGGAAUAGACGUCUUUUGGCCGAUUCGAGGUCAAUUAGGGCAUUAGAAGAACAUAAUUCUGCCCUUAGAGACCAAAUACAACUGCAACAAAAGGAGAUAGACAGUCUCAGGGAAGAACUAAACGAUCGUAUGAAAGUAGGUUACGUAAAUGCCAAUCUUACGAGCGAGGCCGCCGAUUUUUUAACAUGUCAGUGUGCCACCUUACGCAGUGAACUAAAAACAUUAACGAAACAAAACGACAAACUGGAAUGGGAACUAGAGAAAAUCAAAACAAAAUGCGUGGAUUUGAACUUGAAAUGGCAACAAGCUGAAGAGGCCGUUUUCGAUGCAUCUGCAGAAGCUAGAAUUGCCAAGGAGCAAGCAUGGGCUGGAGAAAAAGAUAAAGCUGAAUUAGAAAUAGUCAGUCGAGAACUUCUCCUUUCCAGUGAGCUGCAAAUGAAAUAUAGGGAGAAAUUGUCGGAUAUCAUCAUGUACAAGCGAUCCGAAUACGAACUGCAAAAACUGAAGGAAGCCUACAAUGCUGAAAUUAAAGGUCUCAAUCAACUAUUGGAAACAAAGACCACCAAUUUAGAAGCUUACAGGAGCCGGAUGAUCGAGUUAGAACAGGCUAUUAAUCACAGUGGAGAAGUGCUAGAUUUUCACAAACGAUUGAUCAAUCAAGUGAAAGAAGAAUAUGAUGAAAUGCUGAAGGCUGUGGAAAGUAAAUAUCAGACGCAGUUGACGAUCAAUCGGUCGUUAGAAGAACGCGUUUUAGAGUUGCAACAACGUAUCGAUUUAUCGUUGCGUCGCGGUGGUGGACUAGUUAAUUCGCCGGACACAAGUAGUUGUCACGAAGUCCAUGCCACCGCAACGGAUCGUACGAGCGUCGCAACGGGUAUCAGCCCACAUUCAUCACCGCUGUCCGCAUCACUUGCAUCGUCCGAGGGUAGUGUGGCGUUUGCUAUACACGCUGGUGACUCCAAAGAGGUCAAAAAUCUUCAGGUAAUAAUGGAUGAAAAGGAACCACUUCAACAAACUGUUUCGACAAAUUCGGAAGAAAUUAAUUUGAACGAGGAAGGGUCCUCAUCAUCAAUAACACAAUUUUAAUGGUUAUUAUUUUUUAUUACCGUCAUUUGGUGCGUUUGCAAUUACAAAACAAAAAAUAUCUAGUAAAAGCCUUUCAUUACAAAGUGGACACGAUUGUUAUCUAAUAAAUCUUAAAAUUUAGUUGUAUAUUCUUUUUUGUUAACUUUGAAAUUAUUUUUUUUAUAUUCUGCUUUUGAAAAAGUCGUUUUAUUUUAUAUUAUCGUGAAGACUUUUAUUGUCAGACAAUUUUGUGGCGUGUCAAAGUAAGUGUAAUUGCCCAAAUGGACUGCUUGGUUGACCACAGUGAGAAUUAAUCCGCGUGAAUGAUCAUUUUAUCCAUGUUAUCUAUGGAACUUGUUGUAAGAUAAAAUAUUGAUUGUUACAAGUACUGGUUUAUCAGAAAUUUUUAUUAAAUGUGCUUAAAGAUUA